Molecule: messenger RNA, 5336 nt
Organism: Colius striatus (speckled mousebird)
Lineage: Eukaryota; Metazoa; Chordata; Aves; Coliiformes; Coliidae
Gene: ENC1
Product: ectodermal-neural cortex 1
Exons: 4
Coding region: 401-2170 (589 amino acids)
Molecular function (GO): protein binding
Source: RefSeq, a predicted model, not a curated record
UUCUCCGCGCCGCCGCCGGGGCAGAGCUGUGGUCGGCGGUGCCAGCAGCAGCCACCCCUCCUUCCGUCCCUCUUUCCUGCUUCCCGCCCUCCUUCCACGGCCCGCCUCCCGGCCGCAGCACCACCUCCGCCCGGCGCCGCGCGGCUCCCGGCAGCGUAGCCGUCCCGGCCGCCCCUCCGUUGGACCGCCACAUCGCGCCGGCAGCCUUGCUCCCUUCCCAUGCGCGGCGCUGAGCCGCCCGCGGAGGCACUGAGGCGUCCGUGCUCAUCCAAGAGCCGCGACUCGGUCUUCAUCACUACAGUUAUGGAUGGGCUUGGGUAACACAGUGAUCUGUUCCUCUGCAUAUGGUCUGUAGUUUGCCAGCCUCCAGUGUAUGCAUAACUGCAGGGUGUGAAAGAAAAUGUCAGUCAGCAUGCAUGAAAAUCACAAAUCUAGGGCCAGUACUGGCUCCAUAAACAUAUACUUGUUCCACAAGUCAUCCUACGCUGAUAGUGUCCUUACUCACCUGAACCUUCUGCGUCAGCAGCGUCUCUUUACAGAUGUGCUUCUCCACGCUGGGAACCGGUCGUUCCCCUGCCACAGAGCUGUUCUAGCUGCUUGUAGCCGCUAUUUUGAGGCAAUGUUCAGUGGAGGGCUGAAAGAAAGCCAGGACAGUGAAGUCAACUUUCAUAAUUCAAUUCACCCAGAAGUCUUGGAGCUUCUUCUGGACUAUGCAUACUCCUCCAGGGUUAUCAUCAAUGAGGAGAACGCAGAGUCGCUGCUGGAGGCUGGUGACAUGCUGGAGUUUCAGGACAUUCGUGAUGCUUGUGCAGAAUUUCUGGAGAAAAACCUUCAUCCCACCAAUUGCCUUGGCAUGUUGUUGCUCUCAGAUGCCCACCAGUGCACCAAGCUGUAUGAGCUCUCUUGGAGGAUGUGCCUUAGCAACUUCCAGAGUAUCAGUAAAAGCGAAGACUUCCUCCAGCUACCAAAAGACAUUGUAGUGCAGCUCCUUUCCAGUGAAGAACUGGAAACUGAAGACGAAAGGCUGGUGUAUGAAUCGGCUAUCAACUGGAUCAGUUAUGACCUGAGAAAGCGUCACUGUUACCUGCCUGAGCUACUGCAGACGGUGAGGCUGGCCCUCUUGCCAGCUGUAUACCUUAUGGAGAAUGUGGCCAUGGAAGAACUUAUCACCAAGCAAAGGAAAAGCAAAGAGAUUGUAGAAGAAUCAAUAAGAUGCAAGUUAAAGAUCUUACAGAAUGAUGGAGUGGUCACAAGUCUGUGUGCCAGACCCCGGAAAACUGGCCAUUCACUUUUUCUUUUGGGUGGCCAAACCUUUAUGUGUGACAAGCUGUACCUGGUGGACCAGAAGGCAAAGGAGAUCAUUCCGAAGGCUGACAUACCGAGUCCGCGGAAAGAGUUCAGUGCUUGUGCCAUUGGCUGCAAAGUGUAUAUCACAGGGGGACGAGGAUCAGAAAAUGGAGUCUCCAAAGAUGUGUGGGUGUAUGACACCCUCCAUGAGGAGUGGUCAAAGGCUGCUCCCAUGCUGGUGGCUAGGUUUGGGCAUGGCUCUGCCGAGCUUAAACACUGUUUGUACGUAGUAGGAGGACACACCGCAGCGACAGGUUGCCUUCCAGCUUCCCCUUCGGUAUCCUUAAAGCAAGUGGAACAAUAUGACCCUGUGACCAAUAAGUGGACCAUGGUUGCUCCACUGCGAGAGGGAGUAAGCAACGCAGCCGUAGUCAGCGCAAAGCUUAAGCUAUUUGCUUUUGGAGGUACCAGCGUUAGCCAUGACAAGCUGCCCAAAGUUCAAUGCUACGAUCAGUGUGAAAACAGAUGGACGGUACCAGCCACCUGCCCCCAGCCCUGGCGCUACACAGCUGCAGCUGUUCUGGGCAACCAGAUUUUUAUUAUGGGUGGAGAUACUGAAUUCUCUGCAUGCUCUGCUUACAAGUUCAACAGCGAGGCAUACCAGUGGACUAAGGUGGGAGAUGUGACAGCGAAGCGAAUGAGCUGCCACGCAGUGGCGUCUGGAAAUAAAUUGUACGUGGUUGGAGGCUACUUCGGCAUUCAGAGGUGCAAAACACUGGACUGCUAUGAUCCCACAUUAGAUGUGUGGAACAGCAUAACAACCGUGCCCUAUUCGUUAAUUCCCACGGCAUUUGUCAGCACAUGGAAGCACCUCCCCUCAUAAUUGUGUGCAUGUUGCAAUUACAAAUUAUGAGUUUACUCCUUUAUUUGGAGAAGUGAAUUGGAACCUCAGAUCCAGACAAACAGUUUCAAAUGAAGAAAUCGUUCAGUGUCUCCUGCAUUUGAAGAAAAUCAUCUGCACCUUGUAAAUUUUCUAACCUAGACAUGAAGGAAUGGGAGGAAAACUACAGUCUUCAGUGCUUCAGCACGUGGUUGAAAUAUGAAUGGACGAAUCUAUAAUCUGGUUCUUGUGCUAGUUAGUAGUUGUGGAUUAAUGCCAAUAUUAAUCAGUCCUUCAAAGGAGAAAAAGGAGACAACUCUGAGCUGUACAGCACACAGCACUCGAUUUCCACAGACUUUGCUGUUUGUAUGUGAAAUUUGAAAUGGUUGGCACCUCUCGUUGUGGUGGUUUGAAGUGCCAGCACCAGCUGCAGGGGAAGCAGGCUAGGUCUGAAGCGGUGAGAUGGCACUGCGAAGGAAGAAGAUACAAUAGUCCUACUGCAUAACUCUGCACCAGAGUGUGCUCAUCUGUGGGCAGUGCCCACAGCACCUCUCAGAUCCUGCGUUGCAUCGUCCUGUGUGCAGUGAGUGACUUUCCACUUGAUAAGGAGGAGCCCAGUGGCAAAACGUUUUUGCAACAGUGGGGAGUGAAGACAACCUCCCUACAAAUGCCCCUUGCUCCCUUUCCUCCCUGUAUUUAUAAGUAAUUCAAACUGUCCCAUUCCUGAUACGUUACUUGUUGUAGAUAUAGGUAUUUAUUCUUCAGUGCUUGCAUGCUGAAACAAUGCCUGCAAUUGUCUUCAUGUUGCAAGGGCUUCUGUGAAUUGUAUGUUUUGCACAUUUUGUGAUCGCUGACUUACUCUGCUGCACAAAGAAAGAAAUCUGUUGGAUGACAGUUGAAAGUGGCUUCCCGGUUGGAAAUGAAAGGAUUACAAGGCAGGAUCUUAAGUUACACACAUACUAAAGGAAGAAGCCAUGGAGGUCAUUUUCUCAGGCCACCGGCUUCCCAGAUUGCAUGUGGUGUGUCUUGUAGAUGGUGUCCUUGCUACAUUUCAUUUGUUGGUCAUGCCUUUCAAUUCCAAAUCGGGAAAUAACCAAGACCUCUUUCAGCUAUCUCUUUGUGCAGCUUCUUGAUUGCAACACAAAUACUGUGGAAGAGCUUCUGGAUUCCAAGCCCAGAUGAAGUUACUGUCCAAAGUUAUUUAUUUAUUUAUUGGGUCAGAGGAGGGGUAGAUAUCUACACUAUAGCCCCGUUGACCUGACUGAGUGGAGUAUGGUGAUUCAAGAAUAAAAACAAAAAACCUCAAGGUAGGUUAGUGAUGAAGUCUUAAACAAACAAACAAAAAAGCGCAGUAAUUUUGCACUGGCUGGAUUGCCUCGUUUGUCUGGAUUUCAGAUGAUUGUCUGAGUGACCAGGUGUCAAAGACCCAAGUGCUCUAGCAAAAUUCUUAUGGGGAUAUAAAAUGAAUUUCAAACCUCUUAAUCUUUAAAAUAGCCCUUAAGCUCUUGCUGCCUUUUAUUUUCCUUAGCCAAGUGUAUCUUUAAGCACUUGGUUGUUCAGAAGCAUUGGAUACAAUCCUGAGAAACCAAACUUUGAUUUUAUUUUUUUUAAAUAAAUUUGUUUCUCAGUCGAAUCUUGAGACAGAGGUGAAGCUAUUCUUCUGGAUUUCAGAAGCUUGUGUUUCACAGGUGCUUGUUUGUUUGUUUGUUUGUUUGUUUGUUUUUGCCAGGUCCUGUUAUGAAGCAUGUAUUGUACUAUAUUUUUUUUCUAAACGUUUCUGGAGCCAAACUUAAAUGGCACAUUCAGUAACAUAGUGUGUGCUGUGGUGUAAGUGAACAGCUGCAUGUGUGCAUGCAAUACAGACAUAGUCAUCAUCAUCAUCAUUGGUGAUGCUUGCCUUUGUGUGACAGUGAUGUAGCUGUGUUUCUGAAAUCUUUGUCAUCUGAAAGCAUUGACACUGGUCACUGGAAGUUUCUCUGUGCUGCCUUACAUUUGACUUGCUGUUUGGAAUAGACCCUUACAUUUCAGAAAUAGAUUAUUUGGAGUUCUGUGAAUACUGAGAGAACAUUAGCAAAGGUAUUAGCAGAUUUUUAACGGGUGAGGCCCAGCUAGAUGUGAACAGUUGCAAUUCCUUGAGUUAAGCAGAUUUCUUUAAAUGGUAGGUUGAAGAAAGUGUUUAAACUCACAGUUUCCCCUCAUGGUCUUGGUUCUUUUAUCUUAGAUGGCUUUUAAGCAAUAAGAAAACAACUUAGAUAGGGUAGGUCUCCUUUCUAAAUCCCUUUACUUGCACAGAUUGCCUUGUUGAAGCAAACAGCCUUGAACUGCUGUUGCCUUUAAUCUUGUGAAUCGCUUCUGGGGCUGCAAAGGGAGGCAUGAAAUCACACUUCCUGUGCUUUGCAUGUCCUCUCUCCAGGCACUAGUGACUGCAGUAUGGGGAGGCAAAGAACCAGAUGCUCAGGGGCCCCCUUGUUUGAAUAAGGUCAUAUAGGUUUGAGACCUGUUUUCUCCGUGAAGCUGACUAAAGUUCAGAUGUGAAGCUGCACUGCAUCUAACUACUCAGCCUAUGAAGUCUGUUUAGUAGCACAAUGCAACUUCCAAAAGUGGGAUGAAUUUUCCAAAACUGUGGUCUGCUUUCAAGUCCUCGAUUAAUUCCUGUGUGUAGGCUGAAGGAAGCUGAAGUCAGGGUAGGCCUUUGGCUCUGCAGGGAAUACUCUAGGCAGUUGCACUCUGAAUCGAUGUGGGAAUCCUACUUACCUACUUGACCAUUCCAGUCCUGCCUAACACAGCACACUUUGAAGCAAAUGGAGUUCACAGCAGAGUGCACACGAAAACCCUGGCACAAGAUGGGAAGGUUCCUCUUAUUUUGCAGGCUCGUUGCUGUAGAAACAUAUAACAAAGGACAGCCUUCCUCUCCUGGUAAAACUUUGCAGCCCCUUUUCUCUAGGUCUGACACCUGUCUGAGUAAGAGUGAUUAGAACAGAAUAAUGUUCCCUUUCCUGGCUAUUAAAGAUGUGGUUUGUGUGGUGAGGGAAAACUGUACAAAGAAGUAAAAUUCUCUGUGUUGUGUCUUUUUGUUUGCUACUGCAUCUUAACGUUUUGUAAAACUUACUUUUUCCUUUUUUUUUUUCCACAAUGUGAAACUGAGGUCAAUAAAUUAUUAUAGAUUUUC